Daldinia caldariorum is the source of this 1858-nucleotide messenger RNA. RefSeq lists its product as uncharacterized. The record is from RefSeq and is a predicted model, not a curated record. The coding region runs from base 374 to 1588 and encodes 404 amino acids. The transcript has 3 exons. Lineage: Eukaryota; Fungi; Ascomycota; Sordariomycetes; Xylariales; Hypoxylaceae.
CCUAGCGGACGACUCACCAGAGCCUUCAAAGCGUAAUGUUAGCCCCUCAAAUACUACCAGAGUCUUAAGAACAGGGGCAAGGAAACAGGAAUCUGUCAGACAUAAUGACACGGGUCAUGAAGAUGUACAAGGAGAACAUGUAAAUAGACCAAGUGAAGGACGUGUUGGGAAUAGAGCUGCAGGACCUGUUAGCCCUAUUAGCCCUGCGGUUAGAGAUCAUGCUGCUGAGAUACGGGCCAUUGUCAGUCCUGGGUAUCUUGGCGCCCCGGUACCUGACGAUGACGUUAGCAUUAACCCUCCUGAUCGUAGACGCUUUGGACGUUACGGAAGGUUUGAUUCUACAAAUCUUAGUGACUACCGGCGACGCCCCGAUAUGCCUCAUGCCACUCCUAGCUCUCAUACUGCUGGUAGCUCUCAUAUUGCUGGGGCCUCUCAUGUUGCUGGUGGUGGCUCUCAGGUCGCCGGUAGCCCCUAUUCCGGCAACAUCAUCACCACCACCAACCAGAUGAACGUCACGAUCAACGAGAAUUCCCACAAUUCUCGUUCUACUGGGGAUUCCCAACAAAAAGCUAUGGCGGGUCCUACCCAGGCAGCUCCACGUUUUCAAACUAGACUUCAAAAAGAGCCACCUUUCCCACCUCCCAACUUCCCACCUCCACCUCCUCCUUCCAGACAUCAUUCCAGCACACAAAAUCUCAAGGGAAUCAAAAAUCGCCACGCAAAAGCUACAUUAACUUCCAGCAGGACCACUGAGGACUUACUUGCAUUAGCAGAAGAACUAGCAGCGAAGUGCGCUCUUCAUUCCCAACAGGAAACAUCGUCGGCUGGUGUGAUGCCUGCGGGGGAAUCGGUACCUGAACCACGAUUGGCGGCAAGCACGGUGCGAUUCCCUUCAUUCGGAGAUAGUAGCUCGGUUUACGACUCGUCUUCUGUUUACUCUCUAAGUUCGCACGAGGAAGCUGAACUGCUAGGUCUUAUCCAGAACAACGACGACGGUCCUCAUUUGCCUCAAGUGACGGCGCAGACCAUGGACAAUCAUCUCCAGAAAGAAGGCUCCUUCUCGGGACAGUCCGAUGAAAUGGACGCCUGCAGCUCUUCUGGCUACAAUGCCACGCCCCAAAGCGUGAUGGACGCGACUUCGGAGCUCAAGCGUAUGGUUGAAGGCUAUUCAUCGGAUACCCAGCCUAAUACCCCUCUGAUUGACCGCUUCCAGAGAACCCGUCAUCGCCAGGUACAGCUGCAGGUCGAUUCUGAGGACUCGGAUCCCGAAGACCUUCCCAAGGCUCCGGUGAUCAACCGUCCCCAGUCUCGCCGAGUUCGUCGUGGCAAUGAACAGAUCCACCCGUCCUCGAUUGUUGCCGCAAGCACGCCUACUCGUGCUCUGACCAACGAGAAUAUCCGAGCCCUCAUCCGUGAGGAGAUGGCCCGAUUCCAGAAUGACGACUACACCGGACGAGUUAGUCGGCCCGCUGCUUUGGCUGCAAUGCAGCAUAGCCUAUAUCAGCAGCCCCUACGAACCGAGGCCGGAUUACGAACUUUUAUCCGACACCAGGUUGUUUUACGUGCUCCUGGAAUUUCUGCGUUUUAGAGCACCGCGGAACUCCAUGCGCACAAUACUACGGCUGAGGAUCGAAUCUUCGAUGAGCUUAUGCACGCCAUCGAUGUCCAACAAAACACUAGCCAACAGGCAGGCAUGCUGCAGGAUGACCCCUUCUAUCACGCUCCGAACCAGGGUCUCUUCUAUUCGGCCCCAAGCCCUCCUCAUGCUGUGGUUCAAGGGCAUGCGCAGGGAUAUGCGCAGGGACAUGCACAGGGACAGUUACAGUGGCAGGUGCAGCACCAGCACCAGCACCAGCAC